AUGAGACGAGCGCUAUGGAGUUAUCGAGGCGCACAACUCAUCCACAGUCCAGAGAAGAAAGCUGUCUUGUCCAAUUUGACGACGCUGAUAACCUCAAUCCGCAGAAUUGGCCGCUCAAGAAGAAGUCGGUUAGCCACCUUCUGCUGCUCCAGCAACGAACUGACGAAGACCAGGCUCUAUACCUUCGCACUCGUUAGCUUCGCUACCAUGAUUGUGUCAAUGACAAGCAGCAUAUUCUCGACCUUGGUACCAACCGUUUCCAGCAAGUACGGAAUAUCUAGAGCGGUUGGGAAUCUAGGGCUUUCGUUGUACGUACUUGGAUUCGCUACCGGGCCUCUUAUCUGGGCGCCGUUCUCCGAGCUCAAGGGACGCCGAUUGCCCUUUGUGCUGAGUAUGUUUGGCUUCACCGUGUUCUCUUUUGCGACAGCCGCUUCGAAUGAACUACAAUCUAUUUUCAUCAAUCGUUUCUUCGCUGGCUUCUUUGGCGCUUCCCCGUUCACUCUUGCUGGCGCUGUCUGCAGCGACAUGCUGAGCGCGCAAGCCUUCACAACUAGCAUGGUUGGUUUUGGUAUCACUGUCUUCUCUGGACCUCUCCUGGCUCCAACAAUUGGCGGCUUUAUAGUCAUGGAGGAGCACCUUGGUUGGCGUUGGACACACUAUCUCGCCGGUAUUCUUGGGGUAGCUUCGUUCAUUUUGGUUCUCUUUUUUCUAACCGAAUCCUAUGCCCCCGUCAUAUUAGUCUCGAAAGCAAGGUGUCUCCGCCAGGAAAGUAGGAACUGGUCCAUCCACGCAGCACAUGAAGAAAUUGAAUUAAAUUUCCACUCAAUCUUUCAGGAUUACUUCGCCAUACCGCUCAAGCUGCUCGCGCUCGACCCUAUCAUCCUGUGCAUAUGUGUCUUUGGUGCCUUCGUGUACGGUCUGCUCUACCUCUCAAUCACGACAUAUCCAAUUAUCUUCCAACAGAUCCACGGCAUGAAUCCCGGCGUUGGCGGUCUCCCGUUCGUAGCAGUCAUUGUGGGCCAAGUGUUCGCCGGGAUCGUGAUGUACGGCAGACAACGUUCGCUUAGCCGCUUGAUUCAAGAAAACAACGGCGAGCUCGUUCCUGAAUGGCUACUUCUGACGGCCAUACCUGGUUCUGCGGCGUUCUCGACUGGUCUCUUCUGGCUCGGCUGGACGGGGUACCGAAGUGAUGUUCAUUGGAUCUGGCCUACUUUGUCAGGAAUACCCACAGGGUUCGGUCUCAUCACUAUGUUCCUCCCGUCUGUGCAGUAUGUUGUUCAUGUCAGGAGGAACAGGGCUGCCUCUGCCAUUGCAGCACAUACGUUCCUCCGCUCGCUGGCCGGCUCGGGGUUUCCGCUUUUUGCAACUUGUAUGGUACGUAAUCUUACCCUUCAAGAAUCUGGCAUAGCGCUUAUAUUCUUUUUGUAG
Molecule: messenger RNA, 1428 nt
Organism: Aspergillus nidulans FGSC A4
Lineage: Eukaryota; Fungi; Ascomycota; Eurotiomycetes; Eurotiales; Aspergillaceae
Exons: 1
Coding region: 1-1428 (475 amino acids)
Biological process (GO): transmembrane transport
Cellular component (GO): membrane
Molecular function (GO): transmembrane transporter activity
Source: RefSeq, a predicted model, not a curated record